AAUCCCGUCGCCUGUGGCCAUCCCUUUUGUCGGCCAUGUGCAUCGUCGUUGCAUCGUUCAAAGUGUCCUCGCGAAUCCCGGCCGGCCGGCCAAUAGGCGCGCACUCGACGGUGUCACGUGACCGGACCGGGCCAAUGAACGCGUAGGGAUUUGAAAUCGUGCGUGGUCUUUGUUCACACGAGCCAGCCGUGUCAACGUUACUUCACAGUUCCGUAAAGGGGGCCCCCGUGUCUCGGUGUUCCGUUCAUGCAUGGUGCGCCGCGCUGCCGAAAAUCCGCGCGAGUCCCAACCGUGAAAUAUAUGUGUGAAAGUGGUGUUACGACAGGAGGACGACGUGCUUCAAGGAUCGUCGAACACACGCCAGGUGAAUGUUGGAUACGGAGAGCAGGCACAGUACUGGGCUGGAUCAGGGACCGUCAAGGGACCCCUGGCUCACGAUGGAUUACUACCUCGGCACAGACAGUCUGUCCCUCCAGGAGAUGCUGGACGUGGACAUUAAAUGCGAGAUCGAGGGCGUAAUCGGCGGUCACCCUGAGUUGGGCUUCAAUUUCACGGACAUGUCCACCUUGGAGAUGGACGACGAUCCGAUCGGUUGCCAGAACGAUCUGAGCGGAUGGUUCGGGUCCACCAGCUUGCUGAACGGGAACAGCAACAGCUCAAACAGCAACUUCAAUUUGGAUCUGAGCGGCGGCGACGCUGCCUCCAUAAUGGUGAAUCCGAAUUCGGUGAUGCCGCACAUUGCGGUCCGUAGCCCGACGCCGAGCAACGCCAGGCGGCAUUUCGCGUUCUCGCCGAAGAGGGACAUCAAGGAGGAGAGGAUCGACGUGGAGGACGACGACGAGGAGGACGAGAACGAGGCUGGCAGCUGCACCGAGAACGAGAACGACAACGAGCAAGAGCAGGACAUCGAGAACGACACCGAGACCGAGCAGUACGAGAACGACAUCACGGAAACGGAAGAUGACACCGAGGACGAGCAGGAGAUCGCGAAACCGGUGACGCCGACCAAGUCGAAAACGGUGGUCGCGAUAACAACAGCGAAGACCACGUCACCGCAGUUCGCCAGGACCCCACAGACGACCACCCCGAAAUUGAACGGUGUCCAGAGCAUCAGGGUACAGAACUUCAAGGUGCUGCAAAGUCCGAGCCAAACGUCCCAACACUUACGGAAACAGAUCUACAAUAAUAAUGUACACGUCAGCCCGGGAACGACUGCCACGGUCGCAGCAGUGAUGAAACGGGAGAAGGAGUUCGAUCUGUCCGACUACGACGACAAGGCGUACCCUAAACCAGCGUACUCUUAUUCCUGUCUGAUCGCCAUGGCGUUGAAGAACAGUCAGACCGGCUCUCUGCCCGUGUCAGAGAUCUAUAAUUUCAUGUGCGAGCAUUUCCCGUACUUCAAAACGGCGCCGAACGGCUGGAAGAACUCGGUCAGGCAUAAUCUGUCUCUGAACAAGUGUUUCGAGAAGAUCGAGAAGCCAGCUGGGAAUGGGAACCAGAGGAAGGGCUGCCUGUGGGCGAUAAAUCCGGCGAAAGUGGCGAAAAUGGACGAGGAGGUGCAGAAAUGGUCCAGGAAGGAUCCAUUGGCUAUCAAGAAAGCGAUGAUCUGUCCAGAUCAUUUGGAGCUCCUCGAAAGAGGCGAAAUGAAGUAUGCUGGCAGCGGGGACAUGUCGGAGGAAACUGAAAGCUCGGGUGACGAGGCGGUCGAGGAGAGCACGACCUACGACGAGUCCGUUCACAGUCAUAUAGCUGCGAACUCUGUGACAGACAGUUACGACGAGAGCAGCCAGGACUGUGAUAUCGAUAUCGUGGAGCAUCUGUACGACGAGAUCGACAUAGAGGACAAUAAGGAGGCGUUGCACAUGCAGCUGAACAUCUCGAAGCAGGAAGCGUUCGAGUACGAGCUCAGCCCGAGCACGAAGAGGCAGAAGACGUUAACAGGAGCGAUACAGGGAAAUUACGUGUAUCAACCAGUGACCACGUCCAGGAGAAAAACUCCUCUCUUACUGCGAGCUGGGGCUGGUAAUGGCUCGUUCCUUAAGAUAGAUUGAACUCAGGCUCGGUUAAGUAAGACUCUUAAAUUUCUAGUUUUAUAUAUAUAUGUAUAUGUAUCCAUCGACAUAACACGAGCCGGCGAGAACGUGAAUCUAUCUAUAGGGAAAAUAGAGAGGAAGACAGUUGACACCGUAUGUAUACGUUAUGAUCGUUAAGGAGAUUCC
Messenger RNA from Dufourea novaeangliae, 2219 nucleotides. RefSeq lists its product as uncharacterized. Gene Ontology annotation, molecular function: transcription cis-regulatory region binding; DNA-binding transcription factor activity, RNA polymerase II-specific. NCBI's taxonomy places the organism in Eukaryota, Metazoa, Arthropoda, Insecta, Hymenoptera, Halictidae. The coding region runs from base 369 to 2051 and encodes 560 amino acids. The record is from RefSeq and is a predicted model, not a curated record. The transcript has 4 exons. Gene Ontology annotation, biological process: regulation of transcription by RNA polymerase II.